Molecule: messenger RNA, 1132 nt
Organism: Aspergillus heteromorphus CBS 117.55
Lineage: Eukaryota; Fungi; Ascomycota; Eurotiomycetes; Eurotiales; Aspergillaceae
Exons: 1
Coding region: 211-939 (242 amino acids)
Source: RefSeq, a predicted model, not a curated record
CAACAAGCGAACCGUCCUUGUCCCCCCUUUCACCUUGAGUAAAGGACUGGAAGUUUACGUCCAAGUGGGGAGAGCACGGGGAAUCUCAUCAAAGCUACAGUUGGCGGGAGCAUCUGGGUCUCCGACCGCCUCUACUUUCUGACGGUCGCCCACGUCUUCAACAGCCAUGGCUUCUCGCUAUCUUCCGAGCCCGAGGACGCGGACUUCAAUAUGUACUUGGAUGACGAAAGCGUUAAUGAUUCCGGAGUUGAGAGUGAUGCCGACAACGAUAAUGAAACCGAGCCCCUGCUCGUAUCAAGUGCUAAUCCUGGAUACGCUAUGUCGCCAAUUUCCUCCGCCGCCGCCGCCGCCGACAGGCCAGCCGAGGGGGAUUCCAAGCAUAUUACCGAGAAAAAUCCCCAGGAUACCAAACUAUUUACAAUGCUACCAGCCACCACGCACACCUGCAAGUCUCUGGACUACGCGUUGAUUAAAACAGACGACAUCAUCAACCGGCUAUUACUAUUAACACCCAGAAAGAACUACCUACCAAUGCUAGAAACCUCUACUAUGACAAAAAUGGGUACCAUCGGCCGCGAAGAUGAGGACGUUCUAAUUGUCACAGCAUCGACCGAUCCCAUCCAGGGUCGCCACUCCGCUACACCGUUCUUUCUCAGGCUCCGUAAAGAUACAUAUACCAGCCCGUUCAAGAGAGUGUACCGAGUGAGCCUCGACGGCCAAAUCCAACCCGGUGACUGCGGCUCAUGGGUCGUGAACCCCCAAACCGGGGACUUUUUAUGGCCAUGUAUUCGGUGGACGAGCCCGCUCGGAUACAGCGUACAUCAUUCCUGCGAUGGAUUUCGCUGCGGGGCUUGGCUUGGGUCACGGGGAAUGGGAGAAAAUGGUUGCGGUGCCAUCGCUUGCAGCGGGGUCUUGUCCACGCGGAUCUCGAGUCUAUGAAUACGCGCUCUUGUGUGGUGUGAGGGGGCUUAUGGUGAUGAUGAUGAACAGGAACCCGCGCGGCCCCUGGUUGUGAAGUGUAGCUCGGAGCCUUCUGACCUUUCUGAGUCGGUAAUUGAGUGUGGAGGAGUUGAAGAAAUGGUAUUAUCUACCCUGGAUGUCUCGUCGUCGAAAUAGUAUGAGUAGGAGCAUG